Molecule: messenger RNA, 1128 nt
Organism: Cryphonectria parasitica EP155
Lineage: Eukaryota; Fungi; Ascomycota; Sordariomycetes; Diaporthales; Cryphonectriaceae
Exons: 1
Coding region: 1-1128 (375 amino acids)
Molecular function (GO): zinc ion binding; glutaminyl-peptide cyclotransferase activity
Source: RefSeq, a predicted model, not a curated record
AUGAAACGAUUGGCCAUCGUCCUGCUUGUGACAUGUCUUCUUGCCCCAGCCUCGGCCUACACCAGCCUGUCCGACGGUAGCCUCCGCCAAAUCCCCUCCGCAGGCACCGACUUCGACAUUCACAAUGCCGCGGGCCUCCUCGCGCCCAUCCUGAUCCCUCGCGUGCCUGACACGCCCGGCUCCGAAAAGGUGUUCGAGCACUUUGUCAGCUUCUUCGCGACACACUUGCCGGCGUGGACCAUCUCGCUACACAACACGACCUCCAAGACGCCCGCGACGGGAGACAAGCUGGUGACCUUCCGCAACGUCAUCCUGCGACGCGACCCGCCAUGGGCGAGCGCGGGCGACGUCUCGCGUCUCACACUCGCCGCGCAUUAUGACACUCUGUACCGACCCGAGAACUUCAUCGGGGCCACUGACUCGGCGGCGCCGUGCGCGAUGUUGCUGCAUGUCGCGCGCAGCGUGGACGAGGCGCUGACGAGGCAUUGGGCUGCCAUGGAGGCUGCGGGCGAGGCAGACGGGCUGGGCGAGGAGAAGGGCGUGCAGAUCCUGCUACUGGACGGCGAGGAGGCAUGGGUGUCGUGGACAGACACGGACAGCACGUACGGGUCCAGGGCGCUCGCGGAGGCAUGGGAGGCCGAGGCGCACCCGGCGCCGUCGACGUUUAAGAACCACAUCGACGCCAUCAGCCUGUUUCUGUUGCUCGAUCUUUUGGGCGCCGAGAAUCCCAGGAUUCCGUCGUAUUUUCAGACGACCCACUGGGCAUACCAGAACCUGGCCAAGAUCGAGGAACGGAUGCGCAAGCUGAAGCUCUUCGAAUCGAACCCGCAGGGCCACUUCCUCCCGGAGACGGAUAAACACGCCUCUCAGUUCCAUCCAGGGUUUAUCUCUGACGAUCACGUCCCGUUCAUGCAGCGAGGCGUUGAUGUCCUCCAUAUCAUACCGACCCCGUUCCCUUGGUUCUGGCACAAGAUGGAGGAUGAUGCUGCGCAUCUUGACGGGCCUACGAUGCAGGACUGGUCAAAGCUCAUCACGGCCUUCGUGGCUGAGUGGAUGGAUCUCGAGGGACACAUACCAAAGCUUCAAGAUAAGGCAGCAUCAGACCCCUAUGAGAAGACAGAGCUAUAG